GUGUUAUCUUAGAUUAAAGCCUCUCUCAUUCUCUCAUGUAAUCUUAGAUUCUUAAUGGUUUUCUUCGCAGGGCCCAAGUUAUACCAGUGAACAUGUACACCAUGCCAUUGCCAGAACCAUCUGAUAUAUAUGCCGGUUACAAGCCCAGCUGCCAAGCCAGCUGAGUCGUCGGCUCCUCAGAGAAGCAACCGAACUGUUCCGAAGGUUCCAACUUCUCAACCUGCCUCCAUGAGCUCUGACUCGGCAGCUCCCAGAACACCUAUAAAGGCCCCUGGAGAUGCGUCUAAGGCAUCCUCCUUCCAGUUUGAGUCCAUAAGUCCUGGUUUCAUGAAUGGGAUGCAGGUUCCUGAUCAAACUAGCACAGCCCCGCCAAAUUUGGAUGAGCAGAAAGGGGACCAGGCACGCCAUGAUUCUUUUAAUCUACCAAACUUGGAACAUUCCCGUGAUCUACAUACUAUAAUCUCCUCCUCUGCUCCGUCAACAAUGAUUCCGGUUACAGUCAAGCCAAGUGCUGGUUCUAUUGGAGAAAAGGUUGCAGACUCAAUGCGGCCAAGUAGCUCACAUGGUGCUGAAAAGGGUGAAUCUCCUAAACACGUGAGACCAUCUGGUGAAGCUAGCUCAUCACAUCCUGAAAGGGAUUCUGAGAUUUGUUCAGAAAGCUCUUUGCAGCAGUCUAAACAUGACGCUGAAUCAUUGGCGGCGUCCAAGUCGUUGCCGGUGGCAACUAACCAGUCGGCAGUGUCGUCUGUUAUUUCUUCUGAGGGCCUGAUAGUGGAUAAUGUUGUUAUUGGGAGACUGGAUAAUCAUGACAAAGAUGAAGAAGUAGUUACAGCCAAAAAAUAUUCCAGAGAUUUCCUCUUGAAAUUCACGGAGCAAUAUCUCGUCCUUCCAAAAGGUUUUGAGAUUACAUCUGAAGAUCGGGCCUUGAUGAGUGCUAAUUUCAAUAUCUCUCAUCUUGUUAAACGUGAUUCAUACCCUAGUCAGGAUAAGCCAAGCCUUGAUCUGAGUAAGGCAAAGAAUACUGCUAAAGGAGGAAAGAAGAAGAUGAAAGAAAUACUUCAGAAAGCCGAUGCCACUGGGACUACUUCUGAUCUUCAUAAUGCAUAUAAGGGCCAGGAUGAAAAGAAAGAAACUAAAGGAGGAAAGAAGCAGAAAAAAGAAGCUAAAGGAGGAAAGAAGAAGAAGAAAGAAAUACUUCAGAAAGCCGAUGCUGCUGGACAACAGGUUAUUGGGAGACUGGAUAAUGUUGUUAUUGGGAGACUGGAUAAUCAUGACAAAGAUGAAGAAGUAGUUACAGCUAAAAAUUAUUCUAGAGAUUUCCUCUUGAAGGAUCCACGUCAGGUGGAUGAGGAACAAGCAAAGCAAAGGCAAAUAAGAGAUAUUUUAAACAAACUUACUCCAACGAACUUUGAGAAACUUAUUGAGCAAGUGAAAGCAAUUAACAUUGACAAUGCUGCCACUCUAAUUAGUUUUGUCUCACAGAUCUUUGACAGAGCUUUAAUGGGGCCUAUUUACUGUGAGACGUAUGUAAAUUUUUGUAGUCAUCUGGCUGGGGAGUUGCCUGAUUUCAAUGAAGAUAAUGAAAAGUUAACUUUCAAGAGAGUUCUUCUGAACAAGUGCCAGGAGGAAUUUGAGAGGGGGGAAAGAGAGCAAGAAGAAGAAGCUAAUAAAGCUGAUGAAGAGGAUCAGAUUAAACAGUCUGCUGAGGAAAGAGAAGAGAAGAGAGAUAAGGCUAGAAGAAGAAUGUUGGGUAACAUUAGAAUAAUUGGGGAGUUGUACAAGAAGAAAAUGUUGACUGAGCGAAUAAUGCACGCAUGCUUACACAAAUUGCUGGGCCAGUAUCAGGAUCCUGAUGAAGAAGUUGUUGAAGCUUUGUGCAAAUUGAUGAUUACUAUUGGGGAGAUGAUCGACCAUCAAAAAGCUAAGGAGCAUAUGGACGCAUAUUUUGAUAGAAUGAAGGCAUUAUCCAAUAAUAUGAAUUUAUCUUCUAGGGUCAGGUUCAUGUUGAAGGAUGCAAUUGAUUUGAGAAAGAAUAAAUGGCAGCAGAGGAGAAAAGUUGAAGGGCCGAAAAAGAUUGAGGAAGUGCACAGAGAUGCUGCUCAAGAACAACAGGCGCAAGUUAGCGGGUUGGGUCAUGCUUCGAGCAUAAGCCAGUCAGCAAGAAGGGCACCAAUGGAUUUUGGUCCAAGAGGGUCAAUGAUGUUGUCUUCCCCAAACGCUCAGAUGGAUGGUUACUGUGGAGUACCACCUACUCAGGAUGGUCAGUCGGAGGAAAGACGGUCUUAUGAGGCUGGUAAUUUGGAACUCAUGAUCAAAGAUCUAACCUUGACCAACCAGUUAUUACUGAGAAAAGUCGAGAAGUGGCAAUGGUGGUUUUUGGUGGCACUAAACAUUUUCUUCCUCGCUGUGGGCCAAUCUGCUGUUGUUCUUAUUGGGAGAUUUUAUUAUGUCCAGGGUGGAAAUGGUAAAUGGAUGGCUACUCUUGUUCAAACUGCUGGCUUCCCAAUCCUUUUCAUCCCACUAUUUUUUACUCCUUCCUCUCAGCAACCUUCAACUUCUUUGGCCCUACCCUCUAUUAAAAUUCAUGCCUUGAUCUACUUCUGUCUUGGAGUUCUGAUAUCUGGUGACAAGAUGAUGUAUUCUGUUGGACUCUUGUACCUUCCUGCCUCUACUUACUCCCUCAUAUGUGUAUCCCAAUUAGCUUUUAAUGCGGUGUUCUCUUACUUCAUCAAUUCUCAGAAGUUCACUGCUUCAAUUUUUAACUCUCUGGUUGUCCUCUCAUUAUCUGCUGCCCUGAUUGCAGUCAAUGAAGACUCUGAAGGACCAUCAGGAGUUUCUAGUUGGAAAUAUAUCACUUGCCUCCUUUGUACCCUAGGAGCUUCUGCACUUUCCUCUCUUUUGCUUUCCCUGAUGCAGCUUUCCUUCCAAAAGGUUCUAAAAAGGGAAACAUUUUCUGUGGUUUUGGAAAUGCAAAUCUAUACAUCACUUGUUGCCACUUGUGUUUCUAUUGUGGGUCUUUUUGCAAGUGGGGAGUGGAAGAGUUUGCAUGGGGAAAUGGAGGGUUUUGGUGCAGGAAGAGUUUCUUAUGUAAUGACUUUGGUGUGGACAGCUGUGGCUUGGCAGAUUUGUUCUGUUGGUGUUGUGGGCUUGAUUUUUAUGGUGUCAUCUCUCUUCUACAAUGUUAUCAGUACUUCCUCUUUGGCUGUUACUCCUAUUGCUACUAUGAUAGUUUUCCAUGACAAGAUGAAUGGCGUCAAGGUAAUUGCUAUGCUUUUUGCUAUCUGGGGUUUUGCAUCUUAUAAUUAUCAGAAUUAUCUUUAUGAUUCUAAGGCAAGUAGAACGCAAAAGGCAAGGAGAAAACAAAAGGAUGUUACUACUACCAAUAUUCAACAGAAGGGCUUAAUUCCUUCUCCUCAAACUCCAUUACUGAUGAUGCACAAAGCUGAGAAGAAGUACGAAGUGGGUAAAGUGGCGGAUGAGGAAGAGGCAAAGCAAAGGCAAAUAAGAGCUAUUUUAAACAAACUUACUCCAACGAACUCUGAGAAACUUUUUGAGCAAGUGAAAGCAAUUAACAUUGACAAUGCUGCCACUGUAACUAGUUUUGUCUCACAGAUCUUUGACAGAGCUUUAAUGGAGCCUAUUUACUUUGAGAUGUAUGUAAAUUUUUGUUGUCAUUUGGCUGGGGAGUUGCCUGACUUCAAUGAAGACAAUGAAAAGAUAACUAUUACGAGAGUUCUUGUGAGCAAGUGCCAGAAGGAAUUUGAGAGUGGGGAAAGAGAGCAGGAAGAAGAAGCUAAUAAAGCUGAUGAAGAGGGUGAGAUCAAACAGUCAGCAGAGGAAAAAGAAGAGAAGAGAAUUAUGGCUAGAAGACCAAUGUUGGAUAAAAUUGGAUUGAUUGGGGAGUUGUACAAGAAGAAAGUAUUGACUGAACGAAUAAUGCACGCAUGCAUACAGAAAUUGUUGGGUCAGUAUCAGGAUCCUAAUGAAGAAGAUCCGAUAGGCGAUACGACACAGUACCGGAAAUCCGAUAGGCAAUCCACGAGCUCCAAUCAGCAGCAGGGCUCCUCAGGCGCUUACGUUAAGGGCGGCGGGCCCGCCCCUUCUCCAUCAUACGGGUUAUCCUCCGGCCGCAGUUUGAAGAGGAAUAACAAUAAUGCACAAGGAGGGCAGUCUAGGGCAAGCGUGCCCACUGUGAAUUCCUCUCCGUUGGAGUCUAGUAAUGUGUCAACGCCGCCUACUGCUGCUGUACAGACUGGUUCCCAUGUGCAGCCCCAAUUUCAUGGAGCAUCUGAUAUGCUGGUUACAAGCCCAGCUGCCAAGCCAGCUGAGUCGUCGGCUCCUCAGAAAAGCAACCAAACUGUUCCGAAGGUUCCAACUUCUCAACCUGCCUCCAUGAGCUCUGACUCGGCAGCUCCCAGAACACCUAUAAAGGCCCCUGGAGAUGCGUCUAAGGCAUCCUCCUUCCAGUUUGGGUCCAUAAGUCCUGGUUUCAUGAAUGGGAUGCAGGUUCCUGAUCAAACUAGCACAGCCCCGCCAAAUUUGGAUGAGCAGAAACGGGACCAGGCACGCCAUGAUUCUUUUAAUCUACCAAACUUGGAACAUUCCCGUGAUCUACAUACUAUAAUCUCCUCCUCUGCUCCGUCAACAACGAUUCCGGUUACAGUUAAGCCAAGUGCUGGUUCUAUUGGAGAAAAGGUUGCAGACUCAAUGCGGCCAAAUAGCUCACAUGGUGCUGAAAAGGGUGAAUCUCCUAAAUACGUGAGACCAUCUGGUGAAGCUAGCUCAUCACAUCCUGAAAGGGAUUCUGAGAUUUGUUCAGAAAGCUCUUUGCAGCAGUCUAAACAUGACACUGAAUCAUUGGUGUCCAAGUCGUUGCUGGUGGCAACUAACCAGUCGGCAAUGUUGGCUGUUAUUUCUUCUGAGGGCCUGGUAUCCAAUCCAUUAUCUUCUGCUUUGGUUUCUCCAUCCGAGGAAUCUACAGUAGUUGUGCCUAAUAAUGAGGGCAGAAGAAGGGAAAUACUUGGUAGAUCAAACUCUAUCAAAGAUCAUCAAAAGAAGACAGGCAAGAAAGGACACGUCCAAUCACAGCGUCAGGUUAGCAGCCAAUCUACUUCAACCUCAAAUUUGCAUUCUCAGGCUCUAGAGCAUGGUAUAUCUUCUAACAGUGGACUUUCUGGAGCUGUAGAAGCUAAACCAGCUCUUGCUACACCGACGUCUAGUGAAAGUGUUUCAUUAUCCCGGCCAUCACUGUUAACAGUUGGUGGUGCUGCUGAUGCUUCUGAAUUAAAGGUUGAAAGUGUUGGAGAAGACUCCACCAGUGUCUCAUCUGAAAUUUCUGGUUCCGGAAUCAUUGUUGAUACCUUUGAGACUGCUCACCAUGCUAAGCUAGAUGAAUCAUCUUUGCAGAAUGAAGAAUUACUACAUGAAACUGUGUUAAAGGAUGAACAAGGAGAAAGCAGAUUGCCUGAAUUGGAGUUCAAACAAGAUGUUCAGAGUAGUGAGAUAUCAUCGGAGCCUGUUUCGUUAAAAUCCUCGGAACUUAUUAAACAUACUGAGGGCAAACAAUCUGGACAGGAUUCUGAUCUGAAGGCAAUAACUACAAGUGAUGAGGUCCCAACUUUAGAGACUUCACAGAGAGGGCUCGCUGAACCUGUGGAGUGUCAUGCAGAGAUGGAUGGGACAACUGAUUUCUCAGAUGCUGGAAGUUCUAAUGGUGAGAAGGCCUCAACUUUGGAUGUUCCUUCAAGGAGUGAUUGCAUAGGCAGUAAAGAAGUUGUUACAAUGUCUGGUAUAUCAGAUCAGCAGUCUGCUAUUCUGACCCCUGAUCUUCUGGAAGCAACUUCAAAACAUGAAGGGGAAAUUGCAGAGAAUUUUGGCGGUGGUUUGGUCUCAUUUGCAGCAUCAGUUUCCAAGGAUAAGCCAAGCCUUGAUCUGAGUAAGGCAAAGAAUAGUGCUGAAGGAGGAAAGAAGAAGAUGAAAGAAAUACUUCAGAAAGCCAAUGCUGCUGGGACUACUUCUGAUCUUUAUAAUGCAUAUAAGGGCCCGGAUGAAAAGAAAGAAACUGCUGUGUCUACGGAAAGUACUGAGAGCACUUCUAAUAUUGUGGAUGUGAAGCAGGCACCUGCUGAUGCUGUCGAAGUAGAUUCUAUAGCAAGUGAAAUGGGUGGGACAAGCAAAGCUGAGCUUGAUGAUUGGGAAGAUGCAGCUGACAUAUCUACACCAAAAUUAGAAGUUUCAGAUAAGGGACAACAUGUUAUUGGGAGACUGGAUAAUCAUGACAAAGAUGAAGAAGUAGUUACAGCCAAAAAAUAUUCCAGAGAUUUCCUCUUGAAAUUCACGGAGCAAUAUCUCGUCCUUCCAAAAGAUUUUGAGAUUACAUCUGAAACAGAGGCCUUGAUGAGUGCUAAUUUCAAUAUCUCUCAUCAUGUUGAACGUGAUUCAUACCCUAGUCAGGAUAAGCCAAGCCUUGAUCUGAGUAAGGCAAAGAAAACUGCUAAAGGAGGAAAGAAGAAGAAGAAGAAGAAAGAAAUACUUCAGAAAGCCGAUGCUGCUGGACAACAGGUUAUUGGGAGACUGGAUAAUGUUGUUAUUGGGAGAAGUCGAAUUGAACGUCGUGGUAGUGGUGUGGUAGAAGAAGACAGGUGGAGUAAACUAUUUGGUAAUUUCAGUUCGGGGAGGGAUCCACGGCCGGAUCUUGUUUAUGGAGGUAAUGCAGCAGGUUUUCGACCUGGCCCGGGAGGUAAUUGUGGUGUUCUCAGGAACCCACACGGACAACCGCCCAUGCAGUAUCCUAGAGGAAUCCUGGUGGGACCAUCCAUGGGUUCUCAUGGAGGAAUGGCUAGAAAUAGCCCUGAUUCUGAAAGGUGGCUGCGUGGUACCAAUAUUCAAAAGGGUUUAAUUCCUUCUCCUCAGACUCCAUUACUGGGGAUGCACAAAGCUGAGAAGAAAUAUGAAGAACUGGGUAAAGUGACAGAUGAGGAACAGGUAAAGCAAAGGCAAUUUAUGUAAUCCAUCUUUAA
Molecule: messenger RNA, 7019 nt
Organism: Alnus glutinosa
Lineage: Eukaryota; Viridiplantae; Streptophyta; Magnoliopsida; Fagales; Betulaceae
Product: eukaryotic translation initiation factor 4G-like
Exons: 15
Coding region: 130-7008 (2292 amino acids)
Cellular component (GO): eukaryotic translation initiation factor 4F complex
Molecular function (GO): mRNA binding; protein binding; translation initiation factor activity
Source: RefSeq, a predicted model, not a curated record